AUGGAGAGGAAUUAUCCCGCAGCUGGCUUUGGAGAUCUCGCCUCUGGGACGGGAUGGAGUUACGACAGAACGGCCAAAGCGAGCCUCAUGUAUGGGAGUGCCAGGUCAAGCCACACCGACUCAGAGCUGCUCCACCGGCAAGCCUAUGGUACCCCUCAUCCCCUCCAGGGUUAUGCAACCAACCACCACCCAGGAGGAUCCAGACAGGGUGGGGCUUGGGGUGGACGCACACUGGGCCUGUCAGGGCUGUUUGAUGCCAGUCUUCACCACUCGGGCCCCUCGGGUCCUGAUCCAUCCGUCAUGAAUCUGAUUUCUGCUUUGGAUUCCCGUGGUCCACAGCCCCCACCCUCAGCUUCUUCCCUCCUCACACAAUUUCGCACUCCCUCUUGGCAGACUGCAAUGCACGCACCAUCCCCAACGGAGCUCUUUAUUUCAGGAGCUCUUCCUGGUUCCAGCUCCUUUCCCUCCUCCUCAGCCCUUUCUGCAUACCAGCAUCCUGGCUCUUUCUCUGGACGCUCCUUCAAUCCUUCACUAUCCCUCCAGGACACACCCACCUUUAGCCCAACUUCCAAUGGUUUGUUGUCCCCCCAUGAUCCCCUGCUGCACAUUAAAACACCCUCCCAGUCCAGCCUGGGAUUUGAUCGCCUGCUGUCUUCCCAAAGUAGCGCCUACCGGAGCUCCCAGGAGCUACCGGCACCUCCUCAAAACCAUGCCCCGCCCACCUCCGCCAAUUGCCAUCUGCCCCCUCAUCAGUUUAACCUGCUAUCCUCCCAACUCCACAACCAGUCUUCUCAGCUUUAUAAUUCCUCCAUGUUCUCCUCCACAUCAGCCCUGAUACCCACUACGCCCCCUCAGCCACUCCCUCCACAGGAGAGGGCAAUUCCCCGACAGGAUACCGUUAUUAAGCAUUACCAACGCUCACCCCCAGCCCAUUCCACAACGCUUCCACUACAGCAAUAUAUCAGUUGUGGUGGGUCAGUAGGUUACCAGCAUAUACCAAAUCAACACCCUCACACUGGUGUGUCUUCUAGUCCUUUGGGGGAUCAGAGCCCGCAUUCAGAUCCUAAACCCUCACCACAGUCAGAGUCUCAGCCAUAUCGACCUAAUAUUCAACCACCCUACACUUCUUCUUCCUCCAGCUCAGCAAUCUCUUUAUCUGGGACUAAAGAAGCCAAUAGCUCCAGUAGUAGCUUCUCCUCUUCAAACACAGCAUCAUCCUCUUCAAGAACCUCACACACGCCACCAUCAGCAUUGUGCAACUCCUCUUCAUCGUCUUCAAACCCUAAGGCCAACAAUGGAACCUUGUCUGCUCCCUCUCGCCAGCAGCCUCCACCUCAAUCAGUGCCAGCACCACCUUCACCAAUGGUUUCAUCAACCCAGUCAACGCCCAAACCAUGUCUCGCUAUAUAUGGUUCUCCACCUGUAGCUAAAUCUAGCACAAGCCUACAAGGCCAGACCCCUCCCCAACAACAAGCCCAGGCAUAUUCUCCUAACCAGCCAACGUCGACUCACAUGACCCAGUCUUGUGGUAGCUUUAGCUCCCCUAGCACACAUGAGAUUAGCUCUGGAGGAGGAGGAAAUGGAGGGAAAGCUUUCACCGAUUUAGGGUCAGGUGGACGCUCGCUUUCGGCAGAAAUUGUCUUUGGGGACUCAAACUUUAGCUCAGCCUCCCACAGAAGAGCAGAGAGUCCUUCCCUAGGGUAUGGAAAUGCUACAGGAUCAAAAGGAGGCGGGGCAUCAGGAGUUACCACACUUGAUACUGGACUUGUUGCUGCAAGUUCAGGAAGUGGGGGUGCUAAUGUAAGCAAUUCGUACCACUUGAAUGAGUCUAGUCCCUCACCUUCUAUUACUUCUACUGUCCCACACCCUGGUUUGCACUCUCCUCCUUCAGCUCGGCCCGCACAAUCCCCGGGGGUCUCAGGAGCCAGCAAAUACCUGCCCUCCAUGCUCUCACCCACAUUUAUAUCGUCACAAGGUUUUAAUGAAACGCGGCAACAGCCCUACCACUCAACUCCACCCAAACCCAAAACCCAGCCCAACAUGCUUAGGCCUGAGCGCUCCCAAGAGGCGGAAGAAGAUGAUGAGUUCCUCAUCGAACAAUUACUUCACACGCAAAGUUCAACUUCUCAUUCUGCCCAGCAUCUUUCUUCUGUUCAGAUACCAGAACAGAUUCCACUAACUGGAGAUACAGAAGCCAAAGGAAGAACUUAUGACAUGAACAAGAUCUCAGAGGAACGUUACCACCUUCACAGUGUAAUUCGUACAAAUAGCACCAAUAGCAGUUCGGAGCCUGAAACAUCAUUUAGUGAAGUAACAAGUGGAUUAAAUAGUCAACUGGAAAUGUCACAAAAGAAGCAACAGCAUACUAAGACUGAGUUGACUAUAUCAAAAUCCACCACUGAAGGGGUGGGUGGAGUAACAGACUCCCUUUCCCAUACUACCCACUCCCAUCCUUCAGAACAUGACUCCAUGGUUUCGGUAGGUCAUUAUGGAAGAGGGGACCCCUACACACAGCACCAACAUUCUCGUCCCUCCCAUCACAUCCCCCACCUGUCACCCCAUUCUCAGCAACAAUGUCAGCAAUCGCAACUCUCUCAGCACACACAACCUCCCCAUCACUCUCAGCAAAAUCAUACUCACCCACAGCAUCCGCAUAUGGAGCUAAAAAAGUCUUCAGAUAGCACAGAUAGGUCCUACUUAUGUACUACGACAGAUGUCCAGCACGCUAGACAAAACCAGAUUUCUCACCAAAUGAUGAAUUCACCACCAGACUGCCCUCAGCAAACUCAGAUGAUGCAUCCUGUCAUGUCUCGGACUAAAAUGGAAUCCCAACAAGCACCACAGCAACAUCCUCUGAGCCAGCAAAGUGUCAUGGCAUCAAGUCGAGGAUCGGGGCUCACAGGUGUGGGUUCCCAUGCACAGAGUCAGUCACAGCUACAACUCCAGCUGCAGAAUCAAAAUUUGGAUACACGCUAUAGUCUUGGAGCGCAGAGAGAGCAAAGUCGAAUAAGCCAGAACUCUGUGUCCACGGGAGAUAUGUUGGACCAGCCUCUUUCACAGCCGAGAAGCAGAGAUAGUGGAGGAGCUCUAGACAGACAUGCCAUCAGAAUUGGUGCUAAUAUUACAGAAGGUGAUAGUGUUGUUGGAGAAAGACAUAGACAGCAGAACUGUCUGCCAUCCCACCACCAUCCUCAACACACAGCCCCAGAGCUGCAUGGGUUUCUGUCUGAACCAGAUAUGGGUUUACCCACUACCUCCCACCUGCACCACGUCAACCAACCUCAGACACAUAGCCACCACCAUCAGCAAGCUCACGGUCACCAUCAAAUUUCCCAUUCCCAUUUAGCUCAUCCACAGUCACAUCAGUUGGCAGGGAAUAUAGGAACUCCCCAACAACUGCAACAAUCCCAAACAAGAGAGACAGAAAACCAUCUGUCACACACCCAGCUAGACAGACAUAAGCCUCAUCAGUUUGAUGACGUCAGCCGUGGUGUAAAAAACAGAUUGAAUCAAAAUCAGCAACAGGAGCAGUUUACAUCUUUAACAUCUAUCUGCUUUUCAGACUCUCUUUUAAAUGAUGAAGACCGGUCUUUCUUUCCAGGAAUGGAAGACAUGUUUUGCUCAGCAACAUAUAAGUCUAGUUGUGCCGGGGAUUCUGUGACUGGACAGGGUUCCCGAGAGAACAUUGCUCAAGGGCGUGGGCAAGAAGCCAUGGAUGUCCUAAAAACAGGACAUGCCGGACAACGCUAUGGUCUGGUUGGACAUCACGGAGAUCAAGGUUAUGGACAAUACUGUCACAGUCUCUCUGGAUCAGGAAAUUCAAAUCCAAAUGCAGAUCCCAACUCUAUGAAGACCCAUGAUCUUCCCUCAACUGUGAAUACUGAUCAACUUGGCCUUAUACAGUCCCAGACCUCUGCUAUAGGAUUGAAUUCUACUGCUCAAGAUCCGGCCAACAAAAUGACAGGGUCAGUGGGAGCUGGGAGUAACAAUACUGGUAUGACCUCAGCAAUCUUUUGUUCGUCUCGACCCAAAAAACUGCUGAAAACAAGUUCAUUUCACUUGCUUAAACAGCGACGUGAGCCACAACCGCUAACCAAAAAAAAUUAUGCACAAGAAUAUGAAUUUGAAGAUGAUGAAGAUAAAGCUGACGGCCCGGCUGAUAUACGUCUAAACAGUCGACGCCUUCCCGACAUGCUCCCGGACUUGAUAUCUAGCUGUCGAAAGUCUGGCAGUGCAUCAGGAGUCAGUGGGCUCAGUCCCAUGAUGGGCGACAUGGACUUCUGCCACCCAUCUGGCUAUUCUUCCCUCGGACAUUCACAACCAAUCGUCACCCACGAUGGCCCAAAGAAAAGAGGGAGGAAACCAACAAAACCAAAACGCGAAGGUCCUCCUCGGCCUAGAGGUAGACCACGCAUACGCCCUCUCCCAGAACCUUCUUACUGCCGUGGCCUGAUGGGAUCAGCAGCUGGAGAAAGCAGAAGGGGACGAGGGAGAGGUAGAGGUCGAGGUAGGAAGGAUGACGGUCUCAUGGAAGUUCAUCAAGAUAUGAACAAAGCACACCACCUCACAUAUCACCCGCAGCAGCAUCCGCCGCAACAUUACAACCAGCCACAGCAUCUCCAACAGGAUGCGCAUGAACAUCGCAGACAAGAGCUAGAACACCACCAUAUAGCUCAACAGCAACAAGGACAUACCUUGCAUCAUCACGUUCCUCCCUCUCACCACCAAAUGCAUCACCAACAACAGCAACACAACUACCAACAACAUAUGCAGCAGCCACACCAACAACUGCAACAAGAGCCAGGCAGCCCCAUCAAGGUCGCACUUCACGGUCCUGCCAUGACCCCAUCACAAUCAUUGUUGAGGACUGAUUCACUGUCCAGCACUGAUCCAGCUCUGUCUGAUGGAUCACUGGGGUCAGCACCAUCACUGGGUCCGAGUCCGGGACCUAGUGCCAACAUGGACAUCAGCAGAAAUGAGCUAAACCAGACACAGGACAGGAUUCAUCAUGAGAAUUCUGGAGAGAUUACAUGGAAGAAAGAAAUUGAAGAUCCGUUGAACCCUGAAGGCUGGAGCACUAUGCAGAAACUCUCCAGUUGUGUUGACGAGAAAGCAUUUGACUUCAAACCUGGUUUCGUGUCCUCUUUUUUGGACUUCCUGAAGACAGGUAAAAAACAGUCAGGCCUUGAACUGGAUGACGUUGGCUGUGAACAGGAACCCAUGGACACCUGUUCCUCUCUAAAAGGAGGGAUCAGACCCAUAACCCCCACACCUCCACUAUCACCAACUACGCCACAGCAGCCUCCGGGAACAUUCAAUGAGGAGAGGGGAGGCGAGGGGGCAGACCUAGCUCUCAGUAGUUGCCCGAGUCCUUGUAAACCUCUUGACGACGAACUGAAAGGGAACCUGGAGGCGCUGCCCUCCUUCUCCUCUGACGAGGAAGAUUCGGUCAGUAAAAACCAAGACUUGCAGAAAAGCAUUUCGUCUGCCAUUUCUGCCCUCUAUGACACUCCGCACUCUCUCGCCGCUGCUAUGGCCUCCGCUAUGGUCAAAGUACCAUCCACGCUCUCUCCACCAACCCCACAGGAGCCCGAACUCAGCCCCUUGCCUCCUACUGCGCCAUCCCUUGUCCCCUCCACCACUACGGCCAAUGAAGAAGCGGGGACGCUCACGUACAAUCAGCUUCAUGCUCCAGACGAGAACAACUUUGUCUCGCAAUCCAACGGUGCCGUGAAAGAGGAGUGCGAAAGUGAGCCAAGUGGAGAUCACAAGGAGGAGGAAGAAGAAGGAGUAGGAAAAACUGCGGCUGAGGAAGAAAUGAAAACAGAUCCACGGGAUUCACAGCAGGGAGCUUUGGAAGGGCUGGAGGUGAUGAAAGAGGACAGAAUGUCUGACCGGCAGACUUCAGAGACGUUCAGAACUGAAGAUUCACCAUCAGGCCCCGCAUUCACUCCGGCUCCAGCGUCUGCAUCACCCUCUGAUUCCCCUUCACCACCCACCUACUCUCCUGCGUGUCUGCCUGCCUCUGUAAAUUCCUCACAGCCGAUCCAGCAGGAUGAAGAAGUGGAUCCCUCUUAUCCUCCCUGCAAACUGCAGCAGGUCUCCUACCAAGCAGCCCCAACUGCAGCAGGCACUUCCCCACCCCCCUCUACCUCCCCUCCGGCCAUCCCCUCACCCCCCCUCUCCAACCUCCCCCAAAGUCACUCCAUACCCCCUCCGUCCACCACGCCGCCCCCGUCGUGCUCUGACCACGACCAAGAAGCCGGGCAGGCGUCCCCCUCCUCCCCGUCGGCUUCUUCUCACUCAGCCUCCUCCUCUCCACCUCCGUCUCCUCCCACCCCAGAGGAAGCUCCGGCAUCCCAGCGACUCACCGCCCUGCACCUGGCCAAGAAACAGGCUGAUGCUGCAAUCGCAGGGGAGAGCGAGGAGGAGGACAGUGAAAGUGGAGGGGAGGGAAUCUUCCGCGAAAGGGACGAGUUUGUUAUUCGAACGGAGGACAUCGGGACACUCAAGAUGGCUUUGCAGACGGGUCGGGAGCCCCCACCAAUCUGGAGAGUGCAGAAAGCCUUACUCCAGAAAUUCAGUCCGGAGAUCAAAGAUGGUCAAAGACAGUUUUGUGCAACCAGCAAUUAUCUGGGUUAUUUUGGUGAUGCUAAAAUGCGAUACCAACGCUUGUAUGUGAAGUUCCUGGAGAACGUCAACAAGAAAGACUACGUCAGAGUGUGUUCCAGAAAGCCGUGGCACAGAACUGGUCUGACUCUUAGGCGCCAGUCGCUACCAAAACAACUACCCGCCCCUCACAAUCAAACCCCACCUCGGGUGGAGCGAGACGACAGGGACAAAGAGAGACCCAAAGAGAAGGAGCUGAAGGAGAAGAAAGAGAAGGAGCAAAAAGAACGAGAGCGUAAGGAAAAAAUCGACAGGGAGAAAAAGGACAGGGAGCAGAGAGAAAGGGAAAGGAAAGAAAAGGAGAAUGUGGAGAAGGAAGCGCAAAAUGACAAACAGAAUAGGGAGCAGUCAGACAGGGAGCCUAAUGGACAAGAUCAAACGGCCCUCCUCAAACAGGAGAGUGAAAGAAGGGACAAGGAUAAGAAAGAGGAAAAGAACAAGGAGCUGAGAGAAACGGAAAGAGAACAAAAAGAGAGAGAGAAAAAAUGCAGGGAACUUAAAGAGAGGGAGGAACUGGACAGGGUGUGCAAAGAAAGGGAGCGUGAAUGCAAGGAAAAGGAGAAACAGAUGAAGGACAGGCUGAAAGAGAAAGAGAGACUUGGGCCAGAAACCGGAGUCACGGAAAAGGCCAGACACAAGGAGGAAGAAAGGGAGUUGGCGAGGGAAAUCUUAGAAGUCAGAAGAGGAACAGCGCAAUGCUUGAGGGUAAAGGAGGAAAAAAGAAGAGUUGAGAAGAAGAUGGUGCAUCACUCAAGAGGCAAAACGUCAAUGGACAAGACGGAGCCUCCUCCCAAGAAGAGAAAGAAGUGGAUGAAGGAGUUGCCGUCCUCCUCCUCCGAAUCGGAUUCCUCCCCGCCCAGUGAAGAUGAAGGACUUCUGCGGGUUGGAAUGAAUAGUCGGGCCAUGAGAGAGAUGUUUAGGAGCUAUGUGGAGAUGUUGGUCAGCACAGCGCUUGAUCCUGACAUGAUCCAAGCCCUUGAGGACACAGAUGAUGAGUUAUACCUGCCGCCCAUGAGGAAGAUUGACAGUCUGCUGAAUGAGCAGAAGAAAAGACUGUUGAGAAGAGUCAGCAUGAGUGCUCAGCACCAGGAGGCUCUUCAUAUAUUCCCGAAAAUGACAGCUGACCCGUUGGAAUCUGGGACUGUCAAAGUUCGACUUGGCGGGGAGGGUUACAACCGUAAAACUCUCAACCGUGGCAAGAGGAGCAUUCCCAAGCAUCAAGAUCUGAAGCUCUCUAUUGAAGCCUGCCGUGUCUACAGUUUGUAUCAUUCCCUUCACCACUAUAAGUAUCAUACCUUCCUGCACUGCAAGAAGGAAACGGACAGCAUCGAACAGGCAGCAGAUGACCCUGGCCAAGAGGAGGUAGUACAGCAGUGCAUGGCCAACCAGAACUGGCUGGAGAGCCUCUUUAAUUCCUUCAUGGAGCUUGUCAGCCUUAGUGGCAAAGCCUGA
This is a messenger RNA of Nerophis lumbriciformis (worm pipefish), 8121 nucleotides long. The record is from RefSeq and is a predicted model, not a curated record. NCBI's taxonomy places the organism in Eukaryota, Metazoa, Chordata, Actinopteri, Syngnathiformes, Syngnathidae.